AUGUGGCCCCAUGCUGUCCCGCACGCUACCGUGGCUAGGAGCAGGGUGCUCACUAAGGUUGGUGAUGACUCGUGGGUGCCGUUGGAGAGGUGGCUUGGGAGGAAGCUGCCAGUGGACAUGCUGAGGGUGUUCGGUUGCAUGGCAGUCGCCCACGUCCCCAAGACCUACCGCAGUAAGUUGGGGGCAAGUGCAAUCUGGUGUGUACAUUUGGGGCUGGCUGUUGAGAGCAAGGGAUGGCUGAUGUGGGAACCUUCCAAGGGUGUGCUGUUUGACAGCAGGGAUGUGAAGUUUGUUGAGGGCAUGAUGUAUGGGAGCUGGGAGAAACAGCUAGAGGCCAGGGUGUCCCAGCAGAUGGAGCAGAUCACCAUGCAGCUGGACCUGACUCCUAGUGUGUGGGAGGAGGGAGAGGAGGCAACUGCAGAGGGUGGUGAUGGAGAGAAGGUGCAGGAGGCACCUGCUGGUGGAAGAAAUGGUGUGGAGACUGGCGGUAGCACUAAUGAAGCUGCUGGAUCCGAGGAAGGGAAGCAGCAGCAGGGGAAAACUAAGAAGCCGAAGGGUGUCGUUAUGAAGGGAUUGAAGACACCCGUCUCCAGGCCAGGAUGUACCCGUAUGGCUACUAAGAAGCUGACUGCAGGAUCAGGUGUAGCGGAGCAGCAGUUUGGGACCGAGGAGGCAUUGCUGAUUCUACCGCAUGGCUGUGACCUAGAUGAAGAGGAUGAACCUGCCUACUGUUUUCUUGCCCCUGCACCAAAGGAACCAGCUAGCAUGGAGGAGGCAUUAGCUGGACCAGAUAGGGAGAAGUGGCUGGUUUCUACGGAUGCUGAGUACCAGAGCCUGCUAGAGAAUGGGACAUGGGAGCUGAUGGUGCUGCCCAGUGGGAAGAAAGCCGUACAGUGCAAGUGGGUGCUAAGGAUCAAGACCGAUGACAAGGGACAGGUCACCAUCUACAAGAAUGCAGCCGUUAGUGGGAAAUUCAUCAUUCAGAUGGAUAUAUCAACGGCAUUUCUCAAUGGGAUUUUAGAGGAGGAUGUGUACGUGACGCAGCCGCCUGGGUAUGAGGAUGGUACAGGCAGGGUAUGCAAGCUGAAAAAGUCCAUCUACGGCUUGAAGCAGGCGCCACGCUGCUGGUACCAGAAGUUGGCAGCUGUUUUAGAGGAGAUGGGAUUGAGGACCAGCAGCUGUGAUGAGAGCCUCUUUCUCAAGGGAGAGGGGGAGAAGCUGGUGCUGUUUCUGGUUUACGCGGACGACAUUUUUCUCUUUAGUAGCAGCAUGAAGGAGAUCGAGAAUGUGCAGCAGCAGCUGAUGGAGAAAUUCAAGUGCAAAAACCUUGGGGAGGUGAAGUACUACCUCGGGAUGCACGUGGAGAGGGAUCCAGAUCACAGGUGGUUGAAGCUGCACCAGGAGAAGUUCAUCAUGCAAAUGGGAGAGAAGUAUGGGAUUGAGAAUGAGAGCAAGGUUGCAACUCCUCUGCCAGCAGAAUUCAAGCUUGUAAAGGCUGCAGAGGAUGAAGGGGUUGAAUCCGAGGAGCAGCAGCAAUUUCAGUCCUUGGUGGGCAGCCUCUUAUAUGCAGCAGUUCAUACGAGGCCCGACAUCUCUUUCUCGGUUGGGCAGCUGGCUAGGGUGGUCCAGAAUCCAUCAGAGGAGCAGAUGGAUGCAGCUGAGCGUGUGGUGAAGUAUCUGAACUCUCACCCAAGCAUUGGAGUUCAAUACCCCGCAUCUGCAUAUGUGAAGCAGAAAGGGGUUGAGGUGCUGAAAGAGAAGGGGGAGAGGCCUGGAGAAGGCAAACUCUAUCUCGCUUGCUUUACCGAUGCUACGUGGGCCUCUGAGAAGGAGGAUUCCUCAUCUGUGGGAGGAUACAUCUCUGUAGUUGGGGGAGGACCUGUUAGUUGGAGGUCAAAGAAGCAGACGGAGACGGCACUCUCUUCAGUGGAAUCAGAGAGCAUGCUGCUGUUCCAUGGGGUGAAGGAGGUGAUUUGGCUAAGGAGGCUGUUAGAGGAGAUUGGCCAGGAGCACAAAAUUGCUACACCGCUGUUUUGUGAUAGCAAGGGGGCUCUUGGUUAG
This is a messenger RNA of Closterium sp. Naga37s-1, 2061 nucleotides long. Lineage: Eukaryota; Viridiplantae; Streptophyta; Zygnematophyceae; Desmidiales; Closteriaceae. The record is from the annotation of a GenBank genome assembly.